ACCCAAUGGGGGGCUCAUAAAUUAGCAAAACUAAUUGCCCAAGUGAAAUCGAAGUUCAUAAUUGCUCGGACAUGUUAUGUAGUCGGUGUCUAUAAGCAAAAAAUACAAAAAAAUAAGCCAAAAGAGUUCUCGACAGGCGUGGCACGAGUCUGCGGCGUCCGAUUGACGACGAGAUGAAUGCCCCGUCGUGCAGCAGCCGGUUACCGAAAUAGUUCCAUGGAGUCUUUCCGUGUCUACCUCACCAUUCCCCAAUUCCAAUCCCUUGGCUGGCCCCUCGGCUCUUCGGCCUUGCCCCAGCAACCCAAAUAAAUAAAUAUUUGGACAAAUAAACAUGUGUGUGGCAGACCUGUGUUUUCGGUUUACCUGUAAUCUUUGGAGCUCCUUUGUAGAUCACUAAAGGAAACAAACCGGAGUCUAUAAAUUGAUGGGGUUUAUGGCAAUGAAAUAAUUAUGAUUUUAAUCAGUCUUCCUUAAAUGUUUCUAUGAAGAAAUUGUUUACUAAAUGGAAUGGACAAUGAUCAUUAUAGUUUUCACUUUAAAUAAAAGUUAAAUACUUUAAAUAUUUAUUUUUUGAAUACUUCCUUCUCAACAAAAUCUACAAAACCUACCUGUUCCAAUACCAAACAGUUUCCAACCAAUCCCCCAAGUUUUUAAAAAUGUCUCAUAAAUAAAAAAAAAUUACAAAAAACACUAUAAAAUAUGAAAGAGACAAUGAUAUCUUCCGUAGAAUAUAUUUAUAAUAUUCAAUAUCUCAUAAAUCAUAUCAUUUCAUUGAAAUUUUCAAAGAGUAUUCCUUGUGUCCACACCCCAAAAGAUUUCCCCACAAGUCUAGUCCUUUAUUUAGUUUCAUUUCAAUUUCGCAAUUUAUGACCAGUCGAGCGGUAAAUUAGCCAAACGGAGCAGGAGGAGGAGAAGGCAGCCAUGUCGGGGAGGAGGGCCCAAUCACUGCCGGCGCACAUGUUGGAACCGGCCAAGCCGGAGCGCGGAAAGUGUGUGGCAGCCAUCUGCUUCUCGUGGAAAGUGAUCACCUGCAUCGUGUCCCAUGUGCUGCUGGUGCUCCUCGUCGUUUCCUAUUGCGUGGGUGGAGCGUAUCUCUUCCAGCACCUGGAGCGACCCCACGAACUGGAGAUCAAGCGUGGCAUUGAGAACAUACGCUUCAAUCUCACGGAGAACAUUUGGCUUUUGUCGGAUGAUGCCGAGGUCUUGAGGGAAAGCGAUUGGAUGGCCAAUGUGAGCAAGCACUUGGCCAACUUUGAGAAGCAAAUCCUCACGGCCAUCAAAGCUCAUGGCUGGGACGGCAACGAGGACCUCAAGAAGUCCCAGUGGACCUUUGCCGGCUCACUAUUCUACUCCAUCAUAGUGAUAACUACCAUAGGUUAUGGCCACAUAUCGCCGCGCACGGAUUGGGGCAAGGUGACAACGAUUUUCUACGCCAUCGUGGGCAUUCCACUGAUGCUCAUCUGUCUGUCCAACAUCGGCGAUGUCAUGGCCACAUCAUUCCGUUUCCUUUACUGGAGAAUAUGCUGCUAUGUGUGCACCCGCACUGCAAAACGUCCCAGGAAUGCUCGAUCCCGGCAAAGAUCCAUGCGCUCUCAACGCCAUGCCCGCUCCCAGCCACCGCCCUCGUUCCGGCGCUCCAUGAAAAUGACCCAGCGAUCGGGUAAUGACUCUGGCUUGGGUCCCUCCAUGGGACAUGCCUACUCUGAUCCAGAACUGCGGACCAUGGGCAGGGGAUACGAUGAUCGGGAGUUCGGACACCGAAGCAGUGGAGGCCGCAAUCGUCGGCAGCAGCACCAACAGAACCAGCAUCACAAUCCCUACCACGAUCACCGCCAGAGGCACACCAUCUACGGAGAUGAGUACGAGACACAGACGCUGAACCGCUCCCAUCGCUACAGCAGCCGGCAGAGGCAGAGGGACCGGAUGAGGGACAGGCACACCGUGGAGAGGGAGCGCUACCCGCGAUCCCACCUGGAUGCAGGCUCCAUCGAGGACUUUAGUGACGUACCACCACCGACGAAAAGAGCUCAUAGUGUGCGAUCAGUGCGAUCGCCGCACAACCAGGAUUCCUCGAGGGCCAGCAAGGAGCUGCAGCGACUUCACUCCGCGCCGGGCAGGAGCAGGGCCAAGUCCGUGGAUCCUAGGCAUGUGUCCUCGCACUACGAAGACGUGGACGAGGAUGUGGUGAGGAAAACACCCAUAAUUCCGAAUAGGUAUGCCAUGGACGACUUUGGGGGAAACGGACAUCGAAGGCAGUCCGCUCCAAGGAGUCAAUCCAUGCCGAGAUCGGCGCACCAAAGGCACCGACAGAGGGACCGGGAAAGGGAGCGUUCACCUCAACCACCACCGCACAACUCCCACCGCCAGAAUAACGGUAGGAGAGCCGGGAGCCUCGGCAGACAAACUUCGCGAUACGGCAACCAUUUGGAGCUUCCCGACUACGAUGCUCCACCGCGGGGCCGGGAUCGUCGAAGGGAUCACAGUGGCCAUUCGCAAGGACGCUACGAUGAUUAUGUAGAAGAGAGCUUCGACGAAGGAUCCCUCUACGGAGAGCACUACGAGGACUAUCCGCCGCAACGCAGUCGCUCUAGAAGCCGCGAGCCCAAGAGAAGGGAACGCAGAAGGGAGCGAUCUGAACGAUUGCCUCCUUCCCCACGGAUCAUGUCGCCCAUGGGCUUUCCAGUCCAGCGACAAAUCCGUCGGCGUCCCAGCUAUGAUUACGAUGACGAUGACUCUAUGUAUGGAGAUGAGUAUGGCGACUACGGAGAUCUCCUGCCCAAGGAUCGUCCUGUGCCCAUUUGGUUGUGCGUCUUCCUGGUCGUUAGCUACAUCCUUGGAGGAGCAGCUCUCUUCGCCUACUGGGAGAGCUGGUCCUUCCUGGAUUCGGCCUACUUCUGCUUCAUCACACUGACCACUAUUGGCUUUGGUGACUUCGUCCCCGCUAAGGGAGUCAAGGAUGAAUCGGAACAGUCCAUUGCCUACUGUUCCCUGUAUUUGCUCUUUGGUAUCGCAUUGCUAGCCAUGAGCUUCAACCUCGUCCAAGAGGAGUUCAUCGCCAAUGUCAAGGAAGUGGCCCGCCGCCUGGGAAUUCUCAAGGACGAUGACGACGAUCAGGAUGAAGAUUAGAAACACAAAU
Molecule: messenger RNA, 3136 nt
Organism: Drosophila ananassae
Lineage: Eukaryota; Metazoa; Arthropoda; Insecta; Diptera; Drosophilidae
Gene: galene
Exons: 5
Coding region: 922-3126 (734 amino acids)
Biological process (GO): potassium ion transmembrane transport; stabilization of membrane potential
Cellular component (GO): membrane
Molecular function (GO): potassium ion leak channel activity
Source: RefSeq, a predicted model, not a curated record